UUUAGGCCCCGCCCCCUCCUGGAAGAGCUAGGCUGUGGGCGCUCUUUCCUCUGCCUGGGCGGGGCGUCACCAUGGGCAGUAAGAUGGCGGCAGCCAGUAGGGUCGUCCAGGUAGUCAAGCCACAUACACCUUUAAUUAAGUUUCCAGAAAGAAAAAGUACUCCCAAACCUACAAUACAGGAGCCUCUGCAAUCAAGAGUGCCUCCACUUCAUGCUUCAGCCUCACAACUCUCUGCAGGAGGUGGGCCGCCAUUGCAUAAAAAUAUUUCAUUUCCCAGUAGAAUGCAAGGUACACCUGACACUUCAGAAUUAGUAAAAACUUUACCUCAAAAAUACCGAAGGAAACCCAUGUCAGUUGAAGAGAUGGAAUACAUCCAACGUGGAGGUCCAGAAUAACACAGAAGACUGUGCUACUGAAGCACAACAAACUCUUGUAUUCACAAUAAAGGCCUUCCUCACCGUCUGAACCUCUAAAAGCAAAUAGCUUUAUUAAAGGCCUGUCAUGAGGAAUGAGAAGGUAAAUGCUUUGGAAAGAGGUUGUGUCCCAGAUCAGAAGAUAAUUUUGUUUUGAGUAACCAUUUGACUCCACUUUUUACAACUACAAUAUUAAAACUUUUUUUUUCAUUCUA
Messenger RNA from Rhineura floridana, 628 nucleotides. RefSeq names its product alpha-ketoglutarate dehydrogenase subunit 4 (gene KGD4). The transcript has 4 exons. NCBI's taxonomy places the organism in Eukaryota, Metazoa, Chordata, Lepidosauria, Squamata, Rhineuridae. Gene Ontology annotation, biological process: 2-oxoglutarate metabolic process. The coding region runs from base 72 to 395 and encodes 107 amino acids. The record is from RefSeq and is a predicted model, not a curated record.